UUCUCCACUUCUCUCCUCUCCUCUCCUCUCUCUAGAAACACCACCCUCCCCACAAUUAAUCAAUCAAUCCAAAACCCCCAAAAACAGGAAAUUUUUAAUCCUUCCUAUAUAUGGAUUUACCAUCAGGAUCUGGCGGGCCAUCUGGUCCGCCGAAUCCUGAUGGUAGUACAACAGAACUUGCUGUUGGAAGAUCAAGGUCUUCCGCUGCAAAUCAACCACCAAGUAGAUACGAGUCCCAGAAACGUCGUGACUGGAACACGUUCUUGCAAUACUUGAAAAACCACAAACCGCCGCUAACGCUUGCACGGUGUAGCGGCGCCCACGUGAUUGAAUUUCUCAAGUACCUUGACCAGUUCGGGAAGACAAAAGUGCACGUGACUGGUUGUCCGUACUUUGGCUUCCCGAACCCGCCAGCACCAUGUGCUUGUGCACUAAAACAAGCAUGGGGCAGCCUCGAUGCGCUCAUCGGGCGGCUUCGGGCUGCCUACGAGGAGAACGGUGGGCAGCCCGAGUCGAACCCGUUUGGUGCAAGAGCCGUGAGGAUAUAUUUAAGGGAAGUUAAAGAUAGUCAAGCAAAAGCAAGAGGUAUUCCAUAUGAAAAGAAAAAGAGAAAAAGAAGUGGUGCUGUCAGUACUUCGGCUAGCGCCUCCGCAGCAACUACGUCGGUGGUGGAUGAUGACGGUGGUGGGGAUGGUGGCAUUAUUAUUAUUUCUAGUGAAGCUGCUCCUGUUACUCCCACAGUAUAGUAUUAUUUUAAUAAAUGAAUUUUACAUUAUUGAGAAUUAUUAGUACGUAUUUCCAGAAAAUUUUCGAAUCAUUAUUAUUAAAAUUUGACAAUUCGUAAUAGUAUAAUAGAAUCUAGUACAAUUAGUUUUUUAAUUAUAUAUAUUUUGAUCAUUUGGUUCAGCUACA
Messenger RNA from Erigeron canadensis, 912 nucleotides. Its product is annotated as protein LIGHT-DEPENDENT SHORT HYPOCOTYLS 6-like. The record is from RefSeq and is a predicted model, not a curated record. Gene Ontology annotation, biological process: mRNA transcription; response to light stimulus. Lineage: Eukaryota; Viridiplantae; Streptophyta; Magnoliopsida; Asterales; Asteraceae. Bases 111 to 746 code for a protein of 211 amino acids. The transcript has a single exon. Gene Ontology annotation, cellular component: nucleus.